This is a messenger RNA of Chenopodium quinoa (quinoa), 1161 nucleotides long. RefSeq names its product protein NEOXANTHIN-DEFICIENT 1-like. The coding region runs from base 259 to 1143 and encodes 294 amino acids. NCBI's taxonomy places the organism in Eukaryota, Viridiplantae, Streptophyta, Magnoliopsida, Caryophyllales, Amaranthaceae. The transcript is spliced from 11 exons. The record is from RefSeq and is a predicted model, not a curated record.
AGACAUAGUAAAGGGGAAGUCUAUCCACAUUAAAAUAAACCAACCAAUGAAUUUCAGCAGAGUACUCCCCUUCCUUUUUAUAUAUUAAAUUAAAUAAAAAUUAGAUAAACUCCGAUCUCCAUCAUACUGCUGACGUCACUCCUUGUCAUCUUCAUCUUCUUCAACACUCUCUCUUCUUUCAACUCCAUCAUUUCAUUCAUUGAAGUUGUUCAUCAAUUAAUUGGACCCUCCAAUCAAAUCAGAAACUUUUUAUAAAAAAUGGAAGCUGCUGUUGAAGCUAAAUCUUGUACUUCUUAUGGCAAACCCCCUUGGAGAUUCACAGGCAGGGCUCUGUAUCAAUUCCAUUUAGUGAAGGCGGAUGUCGCCCGAGCUCUGAUUCCCAAAGAGUUCAGAUUAGUUGAAGCUUUUGGAUAUACACUUGGUGGAUUCUUUCUUGCUAACUAUGAUCAUAGUCCUGCUGGAGUCUUUGAUGAGUUAGUGGUGAUUGCGGGGAUUGUUUGGAACCCACCGACAUCUUGCGCAUGGGCAUCCAAGGUUCUUGUUAACAGCAACGAGGCAUGCCUUCAUGGAAGAAAGGAAGUGGGACUUCCAAGCCAUGUUGCUAGGUUUACAAAGAGAUUCGCAGCAGAUGCAAGGGCAGAGGAAAGCAGAGGCAAUCGCUUCCUAAACAUGAUUGGUUUAGGUCAUACCAAACCUAGUUCAAGGUUUCAUUUGGAUACUGAAGUAACUGAAAUAAGUGGCUCGUCAGCUACAGCUGAGAAGUUCAGUAUCAACCUCCUAAGUUCUGUGCCUGAGGAGAAUUCCAAAGCAUGGUUGGGUCCGUUCAUCAACUUGUCACUUCCAAGCUUUAGUGGACGUACAGAACAUAAUCCCAACCUUAUCAAGUAUUCUUGCCAAAUGGAUUGCAGGGUGCGUGUAGUACAGCCACUUCAAAUAUCCAGGCCAUCUCCUAUUACUGAUCACAGGACUGGACAUCAGGCUGCUGUAGACCAGAAUUCAGAUUCUGCACUUCAAGCUGUGGAAGUUACCUCAGAAUUAAGAAGACGUUUAAGUCUUUCAGUGAUGUUAUCAAAACCGAUACUGGCUUUGGAAUUUAACUGUUUGAAUAUGAAUGUUGAAGAUCCUCUAGUCAUUUCUCAUUGAAAUGCACCUUGUCUGUAA